Molecule: messenger RNA, 432 nt
Organism: Cylicostephanus goldi
Lineage: Eukaryota; Metazoa; Nematoda; Chromadorea; Rhabditida; Strongylidae
Source: the annotation of a GenBank genome assembly
AACUUUCUGGGAUUCAAGAAAGUUUUUAAUCCGCAUGCAUUGCUAAUGGUUCCAUCACAGGAUGGUACUCCUGACAUUCUCAGCACAUCACCUUCUGGAUCUAACGAAGAAAAAGUCCCAGCUAAUCUUUCAAAGACAGCACUAGCGUUACGAAAUCAACUUGCUAGUCUUCCAGCCAAUAAUGCCAUCGAGUUCUUGGCAAACGUUCGCAAGGUUGCUCGCGAGAUUGACAUUGAAGCAAAUGUGGUCUCUGAAGAAUUAGCCGUCAUUGAGGAAUCUUACCCACGAAUUCUUUCUACGCUUCAAGGUUUCAAGCGAGAUUUGCUACUCAUGAGGGAGGAGGUCUGCAAUACUCGUAGUCAGUAUGAGGCCUUCGUGAAAACCUUUAUGGGACUUUUGCAGAAGGUGAGUUGGUGCUUGAACUUUGCCUAA